Phascolarctos cinereus (koala) is the source of this 4820-nucleotide messenger RNA. The record is from RefSeq and is a predicted model, not a curated record. Lineage: Eukaryota; Metazoa; Chordata; Mammalia; Diprotodontia; Phascolarctidae.
GGGAGGAGUCAAUGACUGAGGUGAGAGGGGUUGGGUUCUCCUGGCUGGGAGGUCGCUGGAGCCACACCAAGUCUAACUUGCACUUUCUAGAUGACAUGUGCCUGGAGGAUAGGUGAUUCUCUUAUAACUACCAUGGUGGCCAUAUGAUGACAUCGAGAGCUCUUGGUCAAAGCCGGGAGGGAGAGUCCUGCUCCUCUAUUCUAAGCAGUCUCUUCGGGCUUCCUCCAGGGGAAGACACUCCAGGAUCAUCUUUUGGAUGUCCCUGUCACUCGUGAGCAAUUAAACCAUUAUCGUAAAGCUGCAGAAAAUGCCCGUAGUGAACUUGCUGCAUCUCUGGUCAAAUUUGAAUGUGUUCAGUCUGAGCUUCUGGAUCUCAGGUCUAAGAUGUUUUCUAAAGACAUCUCAUGCCAAGAGUUGAAGGCUGAAAUGGAGAGUUAUAAAGAAAACAAUGCAAGACAGUCCUCUCUUCUCAUGUCAUUGCGAGACAGGGUUCAGGAGAUAGAGAAAGAAUCUGCAGCACUAGCCACAUCCAAAAUGAGAACAGAAAUAACAGCUAAUGCUGCAACCCAGGAGAAUCAGGAAUUGAAGAAGAAAAUCACGGACUUGGAAGUUAAAUUAAAAAAGUGUUUAAAAGAAAAUGAAGAAAGCAAGAACCAAGCAGCUGAGAACAGCAGGAAACUUGAGGAAUUUCUAAUCCAACUUUCUGGCUGCUUAGAAAUGGAUAUGAAGAAUGAAGAGGAAUCUCAGGAGCAUUUAAUUUCAAAGGUUAGGGAGCUGCAUAAGGAAAACACACUUAAGCAAGAACAGAUUGUUACUCUUGAAGAGACUAUAAAUGUCCAUGAGAUGGAGGCAAAAGCCAGUAGACAGACCAUCAUGCGACUGGUUUCAGAAGUAAACAAAGAGCAGAAAAAAACUGCCUCCUGCAUUGAAGAGAAAGAAAUGCUGAACAAGGACUUGACCAGUGCUAUAGAAGCAAAACAGAGUUUUGAGAGAGAAAUUAAGAUCUUACAAGAAAGACUAGCUAUUGGCCAGAGGGCCUGGGAUUCCACUAAGAAGGAGCUGAGCCGUCUGAAGAAAAAUUCCUGUGAAACUGAGGAGAGUUUGAAGAACAGCAUGGAGGAAGCAAAGACCUUUCAGAACCGUUUCUGUUUAUUCAUGGAGCAAAUUGCCGACCUUCUAAGUAGAAACUCGGUGAUGGUUAAGCCUUCAAAGGAAGAUGUAUUGGACAGAAUACAGGAAAUGAGCAAACAGGAAGAAAACAGGAAACAAAUGGUUUCCCAGCUUGAAGCCCAAAUAGCUAAACUGGCUGAGCAAUUGGAGAAUGAGAAUGGACUUCACCAGAAAGCUCUGCAAAGGGCCCAGAAAGCCGAAAAGCAUUUUGAAGAUCUUCAGGGUCAAUUGACGCACCUGGAGGGCGAGCUGGUAUCUGGAGAUGUUCUGCUAGACAGUUUGAGCCUGGAGAAACAAAAAUAUCUUAAAUUUGUAGAUCAGCUUUCGGAGAAGAUGAAGCUAGACCAGAUGGCUGCUGAACUUGGCUUUGACAUGCGGUUGGAUGCAGUUUUAGCUCGUGCAGAGCAGCUGGUCCGUCUUGAGAGCAAUGCAGUUAUUGAAAACAAGACCAUGGCCCAUAGCUUACAGAGAAAGCUAAAGGCUCAGAAAGAAAGGCUGGAGAGCCGAGAGCUGCACAUGAACCUUCUUCGGCAGAAGGUAAUUCACCUGGAAGAAGAGAGGCAGGUUUGCACAGCCUUGGCUGUGGAGAAGGACGAGGCCAACCUUACCAUCAGGAAACUGCAGAAGAUGGUGGAAAGAUUACAGAAGGAUCUGAGAGUGGCCCGGGAAUCUAACACUGAGCUCAAAGCCAAACUCUCAGAUACUAAUGAGCUCAAGAUUAAAACCCUGGAACAGACCAAAACCAUUGAAAACCUAAACAAAUCCAGGGGUAAACUGGAGAAGAUGAAGGAGAAGGUGGAGAAACAGUUGAUGUCUGUUAAGUCAGAGCUGGAUAUAACUGAACAUGAAGCAAAGGAAGAUAAAGAGAGAGCUAGAAACAUGCUAGAUGUCGUCACCAGUGAAAUGAAGACACUGAAGAGCACAUUGGAAGAAACAACCAAAAGAGAGAAGCAGCUGGUAGACUUCAGGGAAGUGGUUUCACGGAUGUUGGGCCUAAAUAUUACCAGCCUUGCUGUCCCUGACUAUGAAAUCAUCAAAUGUCUUGAAAGACUCAUCCAUUCUCAUCAGCAUCACUUUGUUCCCUGUGCCUGCCUUAAAGAUGUGACUACUGGACAAGAUAGAUCCUUGCAGGACCAGUUAAAACCUUUGCACUGACCUCUGCCUCACUUGAGGGAAGCCUUGCUGAAGGUCUUACAAUGAAGCAACCAGAUUGAAUGGUUUCCAGACCUCGAUUCAAAUUUUAGUUAUGGGAACAAUCCACUAUUAUUUCUUGUGCCAUCAUUUGGGGGUACAGCCAAUGGAGGCAGAUCUCUUUCAUCAUACCUGGGUUUAAAUUGUGUAAUUUUCCCACUAAUAUUGAUUAGGAUUUAAUGAAGGCAAGUUCUCAGAUCCCAAAUCUUUUCUGUGAGAAAAAGGAUGAGCUGAAAACAUUCCUUUCUCUUCAGAUUGAAUCUCUUGAAUCUCUUAUAAAUAAGUGCUUCUACUUGGGAAUGAAUGAAUGCAAAACAUUUAUUAAGCACUUAUUAUCUGCCUGGCACUGUGCAAAGGGAAAGACUCAGUACAAGUUUGUAGCUGAAGUCUUUGAGUUCCAUUUUUAAAUUUCCUUUACAAAGUAAUCAAGUCAAGUUUGUUAAGAAACUGGUUUUCUCCCUUUCCCCUUCCUCUUUCAUUGGUCUAAGACAAAAAUUCAUAUUUACUUCUGACCACUCUCCAUCUUCCUUCUUCGAGAUCCUUUCCUGUUUUCUCAUUGCAUGCAUAUUUUUGCUGGGAAUCAGAUUCUUAACAUUACUGAGAAAAGUGUUGAAAAUUUCUUUAACAUAGCAUUUAUCUGUCUGUUUUAAAGAAGUAUCCCCUAGCUUCGCUGUAAUGCUUUUGGUGAAACAUCAAGGUACCCCGAGGGAGAAAUAGGAGGUGGCGUGUGUCAGGCAAGCCAAACCACCACUACCUUCCCUCUGACCCAUAUAGAGACAGCCCAGGCCUCUGAAUCCAAUAGCAGCACUCCCUGCCUUAUACUAGGAGCCCUUCUUUGACCUGGGCCUCACAGCUAUCAUGGAUGGGAGCAAUCACUAUGGAGAAGGGGCCUGCUUUUUUCAGUAUCCCCACACCAAACACUUACCAACUGUUACCAGCUGUCAUCAACUGGCAAAUAAGCCCAAGAGCUUGGAAAUGACAGCACUCUCUUCACCCUUCUGCUAUCAUCCUGUCCCUAUAGCUCUCUUCCCCGUAAAGCAACCCUGCUGAAGAUGCAGCCUUGAACUACUUCUGUGCAAGCUGCAGUCACAGAUACUGAAGAUCUUGGGAGAAAAGAAAAGGUGUAUAAGUUGUUGUUGUUGUUGUUGUUGUUUUUUACUAUCUGAGCCUCAGCUCUGUCAAAUAGGUCAGCAUCUGAAAAUGAUAUGAUUUUUCAGUGGAAAUGACAUUAAAAAGGAUGCAUUGCCAUUGGUUUUGCUAUGAUACUCUAAGGAUCAUGGGACUUUUCCAUCUGAAUUGUAGCUGAAACCUGCUCUAUGUGUUGUUUCCCCAAUUAGUAUGUGAGCUCUUUCCAGAGCAGGGACUUAUUUUACUUUUUUAUUUGAUUCCCAAUUCCCAAAGGCACAGUUUUGAUUAAUGAUGUUCCUUGGUAUGUGUGUGUGUGUGUGUGUGUGUGUGUGUGUGUGUGUGUAGGGAAGGAGAUGUAGCUGACUCUUCUCCCAGGUGCUCAGUCAGCUGCAGCCUCUGUUUGCCUCCUCACAUUUCCCCCAAGCAACUUUUAGCUGUUUCACAAGCUAUGGUAUCUGGUGGAUAUACCGAUGCCAAAGGAGCCCAGGAAACAACUCAGCUCAAACUAGGCGCUGGAAUGGAAUGUGAUUCUUUGUCUGAUCCACAGUCCCAAUCUUUAACACAGGACGUAAUUAGGUGUUUAGCAAAUAUUUGCUAAAUAAAAGAAUGAUCUUUUUUUUACCGUUAUCUUCUCAGUUUGAAAUUUCUGUCUGCUUUUGAAAUUUAGUUAAAUAAAUUGGCUUUGAUUUGUCUUAGCUAUUUUCUAAAAAUAGAUUUAGCAUGUUCUCAGUUAAUGUUAUUUUCAUUUUAAAAUACAAAAUAUCAGUUUUUUCUUUUCUAUUUAGAGAUUUAAGGUAACUAUAUGUUCAAGUUCAUAUAAAAGAUCAAAAUGGACAAAUAAUAGAUACUACAUGAGAUAUCCAUUUGAAAACAUUUCUAUUAUGUCUCAAAAUAUAUAUACAACAUAUAUCCAUGUGUAUUAUAUGGACAUGUUAUAUAAUAUGUCUGUAGUUUAUAUAAUAUAAUGUCUAUAUAACAUAAUACUAUAUAGACAUAGAAAUUUAAAAUAAGGAAAUCGUUCAGAAUUUCUAGUAGAAAAGGAAUGUGAGAUAAAAUGAUCAUAUCUACCUACACUUGUUUCCUCUGACAUAAUCUUCUACUCCAUAUAAUACACACACACAUACACAUUUCCACCCCCCCCAUAUAGAUAUUAGUUGGUUUAUAAUUUUGAAAAUGUCAAAUUGGAAAUGUUUUAAUAAAACUUUUUUAAGUGAAAAAUUUUUGGUUUGACAAUUGAUGAAUGAAUGCCACAGGGUGUAAGUCUAUAAUUAAUUUGCACUUUUAAUUAGGAAGUGAUUGUAUUCCAUAAUAAAGUCCAUAUAUGUUGCAUA